Molecule: messenger RNA, 1868 nt
Organism: Pogoniulus pusillus (Red-fronted tinkerbird)
Lineage: Eukaryota; Metazoa; Chordata; Aves; Piciformes; Lybiidae
Gene: ABHD17A
Product: abhydrolase domain containing 17A, depalmitoylase
Exons: 5
Coding region: 280-1185 (301 amino acids)
Biological process (GO): regulation of postsynapse organization; protein depalmitoylation
Cellular component (GO): plasma membrane; endosome membrane
Molecular function (GO): palmitoyl-(protein) hydrolase activity
Source: RefSeq, a predicted model, not a curated record
CGCGGAGGCCUCCACCGGCAGCCUCCUACCGGAGCCUCGUCCCAACGGCAGCCUCGUCCCAGCGGCAGCCCCGGCGGCGGGGCGGGCCCGGCCGGGCCCCGCGGAGCAUGUCCCGGCCGCCGCCGCUGCCUGCAGACCGCCGCAUGGCAGCCGCCCCCGUGCCGAGCAGCAGCAGCACCGCGGCCCGCGCCGGACCGCUGGCGACAGCCGUGCCCAGGGCCAGCUGAGGACAGGCCCUCGGCGCCCCCGGCCCGCCUCGGACGCCCCCCGCCCGCCGCCAUGAACGGGCUGUCGCUCAGCCAGCUCUGCUGCCUCUUCUGCUGCCCGCCCUGCCCCAGCCGCAUCGCCGCCAAGCUCGCCUUCCUGCCGCCGGAGCCCACCUACGCCGUGCUGCCCGAGCCCGAGCCCGCGGGCAGCAGCGGGUCCCUGCGCGGCGCCGCGGGGCGCUGGAGGCUGCAGCUCAAGGACCGAGCAGACUUCCAGUACUCGCAGCGCGAGCUGGACAGCAUCGAGGUCUUCGUCACCAGGAGCAGCCGCGGGAACCGCGUGGGCUGCAUGUACGUCCGCUGCGCGCCCGGCGCCAGGUACACGGUGCUCUUCUCCCACGGCAACGCCGUGGACCUGGGGCAGAUGAGCAGCUUCUACAUCGGGCUGGGCACUCGCAUCAACUGCAACAUCUUCUCCUACGACUACUCCGGGUACGGCGUCAGCUCCGGGAAGCCCUCCGAGAAGAACCUCUACUGCGACAUCGACGCCGCCUGGCAGGCCCUGCGGACGCGGUACGGGAUCAGCCCAGAGAACAUCAUCCUGUACGGACAGAGCAUUGGCACCGUGCCCACAGUGGACCUGGCCUCACGCUAUGAGUGCGCUGCCAUCGUGCUGCACUCCCCCCUCACCUCGGGCAUGAGGGUGGCAUUCCCCGAGACCAAGAAGACCUACUGGUUUGAUGCCUUCCCCAAUAUCGAGAAGAUCUCCAAGAUCACCUCCCCCGUGCUCAUCAUCCACGGCACCGAGGACGAGGUCAUCGACUUCUCGCACGGGCUGGCGCUGUUCGAGCGCUGCCCCAAGGCGGUGGAGCCGCUCUGGGUGGACGGGGCCGGGCACAAUGACAUUGAACUCUACAGUCAGUACCUCGAGCGCCUGCGCAGGUUCAUCUCGCAGGAGCUGCCCAGCCAGCGCCCCUAGCCCGGGCGGGCAGCGGGCAGGGAGAUGCGCCCAGCGGCCCCUCCCCAAUCCCUGACGCCGGAGGUGCCUCGGCGGGCGGCGUGCCCUGGAGCGGGCAGUGCCCUUCCUCUUGGGCACGGCGCAAGUCUCCUCCCUCCCAGUGUCAGCACCGGCGCUGCUGGCACCACCGGCCGGGCUGGCACGAGAUGGCAGCUCCCUCCCUGCCCCGUGCCCGGAGAGAGCCCACCCUGCUGUGGCACACCCUUGGCUCGGACGUGUCCUCGGCCCCCUCCUGCAGCAGCCAGCUCGGCUCCUCCUGGCCGCUGCCCUGCUCUGACUACAGCAAUAAGAGAGCUGGAGAGGGGCUGGGGGCCUGGCCCCUCCUCGGCCCCCCUGCAGGGUGGGACACGGGAGGGACUUGGCAGCUCCUGCUCCCCGUGGGGCCUUCCCGCAUCGGAGCUUUCCCAGGAUGGGCGCUGCUGAGUGCUUGGGGUUUGCCCCGGGGCUGGGGCAGAGUCAUUUUCCCCAGGGGGCUUCGGGGAUAUGUGCUGGAGGUGCCCCCUGCCCUGCGUCCCUCCCAGCCUGGCCCUGCUCGGAGCACUGCCGAGCUCAGGCCUCCCUGGAGAGUCUCCUGCAGCCGCUGGCAUCUCGGGGGGCAGGGCAAGGCUCCAGGCACCCAAUAAAGAGCAGAGUUUAACGUUUCA